UAGGAGAGCCUCAGGUCCAGUGUUGGGACCAGACGCGUUCCAUAUAUCGCAGAGCCACAUCCCUGCACACACCGCUGACUUUGGACCCUGGAUCCCCACGUCCUGUUUGCGCCUGCUGGCCCCUGAGUCCCCCAUCUGUGCUCUUGGAUCCCAGACCCCCGGAUCUCCAGGCCACCGGAUCCCCAUCCACACUCCACCACCCUCCCCUCAUCUGGAUCCCAGACCUCCGAAUCCUCAUCUGUGAUCCUAGACCUCCACCCGCGCUCCAGACCCCUGAGCUCCGAUGCACACCUCGGCCAUGCUCCACCUCGGGCUCUGGCUGCUCAGCGUGUGGUGGCUGCAGGUGGCCGCCCCCAGCCCCCCCUUGCCCCACGUGGAGCAGUACGAGGUGGUGAGGCCCCAGCGCCUGCCAGGUCCUCGUGCCCGCAGAGCCCUGCCCUCCGGCGUGGGCCUGUACCCAGAGAGUGUGAGUUAUGUCCUUGGUGCCCCAGGGAACACCUUCACCCUGCACCUUCGGAAGAACAGGGACCUGGUGGGCUCGGGCUACACGGAGACCUACACGGCUGCCAAUGGCUCCCAGGUGACCGAGCAGCUGCAGCGGCAGCAGGACCACUGCUUCUACCAGGGCCAUGUGGAAGGGCACCCUCUCUCCGCUGCCAGCCUCAGCACCUGUGAUGGCCUCAGGGGCUUCUUUCAGGCAGGCUCGGCUGUACACCUGAUUGAGCCCCUGGAUGGAAGCGGGGAAGAGGGGGAGCAUGCGCUCUACAAGGCACAGCACCUGCAGCAGAAGGCGGGGACCUGCGGGGUCAGCAACGCCAGCCUGGAGAGCAUGCUGGGCCCUCGGACCUUGGCAGCCUUCAGGCCCCGGAACCGGCCACUAUCCCGAAAGACCCGCUUUGUGGAGCUAUACGUGGUCACGGACAGCAGAGAGUUCCAGAAGCUGGGGAGCAUAGACGCUGUGCGCAGGCGGGUGCUGGAGGUGGUGAACCACGUGGACAAGCUUUAUCAGGAACUCAAGUUCCGCGUGGUCCUGGUGGGCCUGGAUAUCUGGAACCACGGGGACAAGAUUCAGGUCAGCUCCGACGCCGGCGUCACGCUGGAGAACUUCCUGACCUGGCGGGCACAGAACCUGGUGGGGCGGCACCCUCACGACAACGUCCAGCUCAUCACCGGGAUCGACUUCGCCGGGGCCACUGUGGGACUGGCCAAGGUGUCUGCCAUGUGCUCCCAGAACUCAGGGGCUGUGAACCAGGACCACAGCCCGAACCCCAUCGGCGUGGCGUGCACCCUGGCCCACGAGAUGGGUCACAACCUGGGCAUGGACCACGAUGAGAACGUCCAGGGCUGCUACUGCCCCGAGUCACGCACCAGGGGCGGCUGCGUCAUGGCGGGCAGCAUCGGUUCCACGUUCCCCACACUGUUCAGCCAGUGCAGCCAGGACGACCUGGAGACGUUCGUGGAGAAGCCCCGUAUAACCUGCAUCGAAAACGCUCCGGACCCCGACCGCCUGGUGGGCGGCCCCGUGUGCGGGAACGGGUUUGUGGAGCAAGGGGAGCAGUGUGACUGCGGCUACCCGCAGGACUGUCGCGACCGCUGCUGCAACACCACCACCUGCCAGCUGGCCGAGGGGGCCGAGUGUGCCCAUGGUGCCUGCUGCUAUGAGUGCAGGGUGAAGCCGGCCGGCAAGCUGUGCCGCCCCGGCAAGGACGACUGUGACCUGGAGGAGUACUGCGAUGGCCAGCGGCCCUCUUGCCCGGAGGACGCCUUCCAGGAGAACGGCACGCCGUGCCCGGGGGGCUACUGCUACAACGGGGCCUGCCCCACGCGGGCCCAGAGGUGCCAGGACUUGUGGGGGCCAGGCACACAGACUGCCCGGGAGACGUGCUACUCCUUCAGGGUCUUACCAGGCUGCCAGAGCAGUGGCCGCCUUGGUGCCGAGAGGACCGAGUGCGAGUCCCUGCUCUGUGAAGGUGGGCAGAAGCCUCCAGAGCGGGCCUCCUGCACCUUCACCUAUAACUCAGCCAUUUGCCAGGCUCUUAACCUGGACGGUGGCUCUGGGUUCGAGCAGGUGCUCGAAGGCACCAAGUGUGGCGACAAGAGGGUGUGUUGGAAAGGACUGUGCCAGGACUUCCACGUUUACCGGUCCAGAAACUGCUCCGCCCAGUGCAAUGGCCAUGGGGUGUGCAACCACAAGGGCAAGUGCCACUGCCAACCGGGCUGGGCCCCACCCCACUGCACAGAGCUGCUGGCCGAGUUGCGCGUAGCAUCCGGGAGCCUCCUGAUGAGCGUGCUGGUGCCUGUGGUGCUCCUGGUGACCCUGGCACUCACCGUGUUGGGCGUGUUCAUCUACCGCAAGGCUGGGAGCCGCAUCCGAGGGAGGAAUGUGGCACCCAAGACCGCCAUGGGGCUCUCCAACCCCCUGUUCCAAAAGAGGGGCUUCGGGCCAGAGACGGGCAUGGCUCCGGCCCCCACCACGCACUCCCCAGUGCCGGUUACUCCCAUGUAUGCCAACCACUCCGGCCCGCUCCCCCGGCCCACAGCUUCUGCAGUGACCCCUACACGGCCACCCCCUGCUCCUCCGGCCACCAUGUCCAGCCCACCCUUCCCAGUUCCCAUGUACACCCAGCAGGCCCCAGCCCAGCUCAGACCUGCUCCUCCCACCAAGCCCCUCCCGGAGCAGAAGCCCAGACAGGUGAUCAAGCCAACCUCUGUGCCUCCAAUGCCACCCGUCAAGCCCAAGGCUGGAGGGGCCAACCCUGGAACCACUGAGGGAGUUGGCCCAAAGGUUGCUCUGAAGCCCCCCGUCCUAAGGAGAUGAUGCCCCUUGGGGCACCCGCGCACCUGUCUGCAAGCUGUUCGUGUUGAGAGAACCCGGUGCCAGCCCCUGCAGUGCCCCCAUAGUGGGCUGGGCCCACUCUGAAAAGUCCCGGCAGAAGAGCUACCUCCUCGUGGCCAAGGUCUUGCUUCAGCAUCCCAGGGUCACAGCCAUGGGCCUCUCGGUCAGGACUCUGCUGGGGUUCCUGGCUCUCACCCACGUUGGCCACACUCAGCUCCGCCAGGCUGGGGUCGGCUGCUGCGUGGCCUGCGUGUGGGUGUGUCCGGACCGCACUGCUGUGCCCUCCGGGCCCCCCAGGUGGAAGGCCCGUGUGCUGUGCUUCCCAGUCCUGCUGCUGUGCUCCGGCACCCCCAGACUGCAAGCCCCUCAAUUUUCAGAGCCUGUUUCCCUGCUAUUUAAAAAAAAAGUAUGGUUUUACGAUUAAAUUAUUGAUCAACUUUUAAA
This is a messenger RNA of Myotis brandtii (Brandt's bat), 3280 nucleotides long. It is a transcript of the gene ADAM8, whose product is annotated as ADAM metallopeptidase domain 8. The record is from RefSeq and is a predicted model, not a curated record. The transcript is spliced from 24 exons. Gene Ontology annotation, biological process: positive regulation of membrane protein ectodomain proteolysis; positive regulation of cellular extravasation; regulation of cell-cell adhesion. Gene Ontology annotation, molecular function: metalloendopeptidase activity; cell adhesion molecule binding. NCBI's taxonomy places the organism in Eukaryota, Metazoa, Chordata, Mammalia, Chiroptera, Vespertilionidae. The coding region runs from base 284 to 2818 and encodes 844 amino acids.